GCGGCAGCGGCUGCCGGGAAGAGCAGGCGACCCGAGGCCCGGGAGAGGAGGUGACCGAGGCGCCGCCAUGUGGCAGCUGCUGCUCCCGCUGGCCCUGUGGCUGGGCACCGUGGGCUGGGGCAGGGCCGAGCUCACUGCCACCCAGCGCCGGGGCCUGCAGGUGGCCCUGGAGGAAUUCCACAAGCACCCGCCUGUGCAGUGGGCCUUCCGGGAGACCGGCGUGGACAGUGCCACGGACACACCCUUCCCAGCAGGGACUUUUGUGAGGCUGGAAUUUAAGCUCCAGCAAACGAGCUGCCGAAAGAAGGACUGGAAGACGGCCGAGUGCAAAGUGAAGCCCAAUGGGAGGAAGCGGAAGUGCCUGGCAUGCAUCAAACUGGACCCCGAGGAUAAAGUCCUGGGCCGCAUGGUCCACUGUCCCAUGCAGACGCAGGUCCGACGGGAGCAAGAGGAGCGCCUGGAGGCCCAGUGCAUCCGGGUGGAGCGGGCCGGCGAGGACCCUCACAGCUUCUACUUCCCCGGACAAUUUGCCUUCUCCAAGGCACUGCCCCCCAGCUGAGCCUGACAGAAUCCCUUCCCGCUUUCCGGGCAGCUGGGGGGAACCAGUGAGGAAGGCCUCCCUCUGCUGCACCCCGAGGGCCCCGAGGGCCAACCCACCCCUGCACCAAUAAAAUCGCAUUCUCACCUCCCCCGCCUCCCUCACCUGCUUGGCUCAGGCCC
Molecule: messenger RNA, 720 nt
Organism: Talpa occidentalis (Iberian mole)
Lineage: Eukaryota; Metazoa; Chordata; Mammalia; Eulipotyphla; Talpidae
Gene: RARRES2
Product: retinoic acid receptor responder 2
Exons: 6
Coding region: 68-559 (163 amino acids)
Biological process (GO): regulation of lipid catabolic process; inflammatory response
Molecular function (GO): signaling receptor binding
Source: RefSeq, a predicted model, not a curated record